This is a messenger RNA of Mus pahari (shrew mouse), 3298 nucleotides long. It is a transcript of the gene Frrs1, whose product is annotated as ferric chelate reductase 1. The transcript has 16 exons. Lineage: Eukaryota; Metazoa; Chordata; Mammalia; Rodentia; Muridae. Bases 132 to 1910 code for a protein of 592 amino acids. The record is from RefSeq and is a predicted model, not a curated record. Gene Ontology annotation, molecular function: oxidoreductase activity, acting on metal ions.
UGCUCCCAAGACAGAUCUCAUGGAUCACGUAGCCUAGGCUGGCCUCAGAUUUGCUGUGUGCCUGAGGAUGACCUUGAACCUCUGACCUUCCCACCUUCACCUGGUGACGUGUCCUCACUCUUUACUUGGGGAUGGCGGCUCCCCAGCUCACCCUCAGUGUCCUCGUGAUUGCCUUGCUCACUUGCUCUGUGACUGCUUAUCCCAAUGGCAAAGUAUCAAUGUCCUGUGCUGGGAUGAUCCCCCAACAUAACCACAGCCCACAGUCUGAGCCUAUUCACCAAAUCACAGUGAGUCAGACGACGUUCAAACCUGGAGACCAGAUCAAAGUUACUUUAUCAGGACCACCAUUUAGAGGCUUUCUUUUGGAAGCUCGUGAUGCUGAGAAUCUGAGCGGCCCUCCUAUUGGCUCCUUCACUCUGAUUGACAGCGAAGAGUCACAGCUUCUGACCUGUGCGGAUGUACAGGGAUUAGCUGUGAGUCAUACAAGGUCAUCCACGAAGACAGAAAUUAAAGUCUACUGGGAUGCUCCCAGCAGUGCCCCAGAUCACAUACGAUUUCUAGCUACAGUUGUUCAGAAAUUUAAAAUCUACUGGGUGAAGAUUCCGAGUCCCGUAAUUUCCCAACCAAAUGCUCCUCCCUUUACGACACCUAAAGCUACAACACAACCUUUGACAACAUCACCUUCUGUCUCACACUUAACCAAACCAUUCAGUGCCUCCGAGUGUGGGGACAAGAAGUUCUGUGUCAGGAGUCCUUUGAACUGUGAUCCAGAGAAGGACCCUGCAUGCGUCUUCCUGUCCUUCACCAGAGACCACCAGUCGGUGAUGGUUGAAAUGAGUGGACCCAGUGAUGGCUAUGUGUCGUUUGCAUUUUCUCAUGACCAAUGGAUGGGCAAUGAUGACGCAUACUUGUGCAUCCGUGAGGACCAGACAGUGUCUAUUCAGCCUUCCUACUUGACAGGGAGAAGUUAUCCUGUGAUGGACUCCAGGGGGACUCUGGAGGAUAUGGCCUGGAGGCUGGCAGACGGCGUCAUACAGUGUUCAUUCAGAAGAAACAUCACCCUUCCUGAGGCUAAGAACAGAUUUGUGCUGAAUGAAAGCUACUACAUAUUCUUUGCAGAAGGUCCAGCUCACGACGGCCGAAUCUUUAGGCACCCUCAUCAGCCUUUGAUAACAUAUGAAAAAUACGACGUAACAGGCACUCCAAAGAGCGUAGGAGGGUCCCGCUCCUCACCGCUUUUGAAGGCUCAUGGUGCCUUAAUGUUUGUGGCAUGGAUGACCACAGUCAGCAUUGGAGUCCUGGUUGCCCGGUUCUUCAGAUCUGUUUGGUCGAAAGCUUUCUUCCUCCGGGAAGCAGCUUGGUUUCAGGUGCAUCGGAUGCUCAUGGUCGCUACCUCUGUACUCACCUGCAUUGCUUUUGUUUUGCCUUUUGUGUACCGAGGAGGCUGGAGUUGGCGCGCAGGCUACCACCCGUACCUCGGUUGUACAGUGAUGACCUUAGCUGUCCUUCAGCCUCUGCUGGCAACCUUCAGACCACCUUUACAUGACCCAAGGAGGCAAGUGUUUAACUGGACUCAUUGGAGUGUGGGGACUGCCGCUAGAAUAAUAGCAGUGGCAGCAAUGUUCCUAGGAAUGGACUUGCCAGGACUGAACCUUCCCAGCCCACAGAAGACCUAUGCCAUGAUGGGGUUUGUGAUCUGGCACAUCGGGACUGAGGUCAUUCUGGAGAUACAUGCUUAUCGGCUCUCUAGGAAAGUUGAAAUACUGGACGACGAUAGGAUUCAGAUCCUUCAGUCACUAACUGUUGCAGAAGCGGAGGGUCAUGUUUUUAAGAAGGUGGUGUUGGCCACUUACAUAUGUGGGAAUGUGACUUUUCUCUCGAUAUUCUUAUCUGCAAUCAACCACGUAUGAGCACAAAAAGACUUUUAUUUUUUAUUUUAUUUUUUUGUGGGCCUGGGUCAUGAUGGUCAUCAAAAUGAGGAGAGACCUGAAGCUUGUACCGACCACCUGGAGCGUAUACUAAGUCAGAAGACCCAUGGGCAUCGCUAGAGAGGAAUUCUGAAGUCUGGUUUUCCUAGCUCACAUUCAAGUGGGCUAAAUAACCUGGGCACUGACGUCAGUCAAGCCUUUAUGUGUAAUUCUGCAUCUUGAAGGGAACAUUGUACCUGAGAUGACAUGACUCUCAGCAUCUCACGCCAGAUUUAAAACAGUAAACUGGAAUGGACAGCAGUUGAAGACAAUUAUCUCAGGCAAUUAUCUCAGGCAAAAAAAAAAAAAUAAAAAAAAAAUGGAGGUUGUGUCUUUGGGAAUGAGACAGGUUUGGUGUAGCCCAGGCUGACCUCUAACCUGUUGUAUAACCAAAGAUAACCUGCCUCUGUUUUCUGGGUGGUGGGAUUACAGGUGUGCACCACUACAUCUGGUUUUAAGGGAACUGUAAUUUUCAUGACAGUGCUGCUAUGGUACUUUAAAGAAUACAUUUAUGUUGACUGGUUUAUUUAAGAGAUUUUAAUCUUAGAGUUUUAAAAAAAAAAAAUCUACAUUCUGUUUUUACGUACACACACACACACACACACACCCCAAACAAAUAAAACCUACAAGAAAAGAAACCAAACAUGUUUUCCGACCAGCAGCUGGGAGAUUUUUCUCUCUCCUUUGUGUUCAGUAUUUCUGUCUAAAGGUAGCUUGGUGGUUGAUUUAUUCAGUGAGCAUUUUGUUAACAUGUAGUUAUAUUAUGGAUAUUACCUUUUCUUUAGCAGUUAAAUGCAGGUAGGUACCCCUGAUUAGAGAUCUCAUUUAUUUUUCAUUCGUGGAGCUGAAACGGCAUCUUAGGUCCUGUUUUAGCCAUGAGAUCAGUCCUUAUAGGAGCUAGAGAACAAAGCCGCGAAUCUCUCAGUUGCUAAACCUCAACCUUGUGAACUGAUCCAGCAAGUAUUCUUGUCUCUUGAAGAUAGACUAACAUGGCUGGGUUCUUUUGGAAGACAUCCCUGGUGCUCUAGCGACUUCGCACAGGCAGUGUGUUUCCUCCUUCUUCGUCAUUUUCUAUCUCAAUGUUUGCUAUAAGGACUUACAGCCAGUGGGUGGCGCUGUAAUACCGGAGGACUCAUUUGUUCUGUUGCCACUAAGUGUUUUUAUUAAGGGGCUAUUUCCUUACAUCCUUCGCUCUGUUCUCUCCCUCUCCCCCCCCCCCCCAUGGGGUAAUAGGUGCUAGAAACUUAAUGGCUGGUGUUAUUACUUUCUGACUUAACUUUUAUUUGUUUUCUUUGAUUAUUUAUAAUGACUUUGAUAUUUUCUUUUAUAUU